Messenger RNA from Platichthys flesus (European flounder), 1895 nucleotides. RefSeq names its product small glutamine rich tetratricopeptide repeat co-chaperone beta (gene sgtb). Gene Ontology annotation, biological process: post-translational protein targeting to endoplasmic reticulum membrane. The transcript is spliced from 12 exons. Bases 115 to 1035 code for a protein of 306 amino acids. The record is from RefSeq and is a predicted model, not a curated record. Gene Ontology annotation, cellular component: TRC complex; membrane. Lineage: Eukaryota; Metazoa; Chordata; Actinopteri; Pleuronectiformes; Pleuronectidae. Gene Ontology annotation, molecular function: protein binding; molecular adaptor activity.
CUGGGGAGGAGGAGGAGGAGAAGGAGGACGACACGAUCCAUCCGACACAAAGUCCACAUGACGCGGUAGCAGCAGCCGAAAGCUGGAUAAGACCUCAGCAGUUUCCAGGUAAAAAUGGCCGUGGAGAAGCGCCUGGCGUUCUCUAUUGUGCAGUUCCUACGAGAUCAAACACAUCGCGGAGCUUUGAAUUCGGAUGAGCAGGAGAGCCUGGAAGUUGCGAUCCAGUGUUUGGAGACCACCUUUAAGAUCAGCUCCAGUGACUGUCACCUCGCCGUGCCUCAGCCGCUGACAGAGAUAUUCCUCAACUCCCUGCUCAAGAACGACAACAUCACCAUCCCAGAGACGUCCCCUUCUCCAGAGAACAUAGAGCAAGCGGAGCAGCUAAAGAAUGAAGGGAAUAACCACAUGAAGGAGGAGAACUACAGAUGUGCGGUGGAGUGCUACACAAAGGCCAUCGAUCUGGACCUGAGAAACGCUGUGUACUACUGCAACAGGGCUGCAGCUCACAGUAAACUGGGAAAUUACACAGAGGCCACCGUAGACUGCGAGAGAGCCAUCGGGAUUGAUCCGACCUACAGCAAAGCUUAUGGACGGAUGGGGUUGGCUCUAACAGCAAUGAACAAGUAUCCCGAGGCCAUUACCUUCUUUAAGAAAGCUUUGGUUUUAGACCCUGAUAAUGACACGUACAAAUCCAACCUGAAGAUCGCAGAGCAGAAGCAGAAGGACGCAACCAGUCCAGAAGCUGCUGGAUUGGGAUUUGACAUGGCGAGUUUAAUCAACAACCCUGCCUUCAUUAGCAUGGCGGCAAGUGUGAUGCAGAACCAGCAAGUACAACAGCUGAUGUCAGGAAUGAUGACCAACGCAGUCAGGGGUCCUGCAGCGGGAGUGGGGGGGCUGUCAGACAUCUCCAGCUUGAUCGAAGCGGGACAACAGUUUGCUCAGCAGAUCCAGCAGCAGAACCCCGAGCUGAUCGAGCAGCUGAGGAACCACAUCCGGAGUCGUUCCUUCAGCGGCAGCGCAGAGGAGCACUCAUGAUCCAUUCAGCCUCACGUUUAUUUUUUUAUUUUUUUCCAAGGAAGGGCAACCAUAAGGCGCGAUUACAAUCUCUACACCCAUUUCUGAAGGCAGAGACGAGGAUGGGGGUUGAAGGCACUUUACUGUGACUGAGGGCUCUGUGGGGCGGAUGGACGAGCGAGCCCGGAGGCUGGACCACGAAGCGGAGCAUCCCACACACAUUUAGGGCGAAACAUCUCAUCGUAAAAAAGAUUAAAAAAAAAAAGAGGCAGAACAUGAGUAAAUACUUUCUUCAGAGCUUUUACCGCAGAGGUCUUGUAUUACAUGUGAUGAAUUUCUCUCUUGGUGUCAUGAGUCGAGGAUGCUUCUGUCUGUAAAUCACGAUGGACAGUGAGGGGGGUGGGGGGGUGGGGGGUUAGGAAUGAACUUUUACAGCAUUGCAGGGAACAUUUCACCCUUUUGUUCUGGUGCAGCACCCAUAGAACAUCAGGUUUACAGCUUUGUUUGUAUAUUGCAUAUUGUUUGACAUUAUUUUUGUAGACAGGGCACACCGUUAUAUAUUCAGUGCUAGAUCACGUCAGACACACACCACUGCUUCUAAAUGAGCACGACUCAACUUUUCAGACAACAGUGUAAUUGUAUAGCAGUGUUAUAUACAGCCUGCGUUGUGUUGUCAUUGCACUUUAGCAAACACCCCCCCCCCCCUCCUUUUGAAGCCCCCACUUGAUUCUCCAUCAACUUGUAACGACUGAUUCAGAUUGAUCAGUUUGCAUGCACUCAAAUCUGGUGUUUGAGGUCAGAUGCUUUAUGGAAACUUAUAGCUAUGCUAAGGCAGCACAAUGUUUUGUCUAAAAUAUGUGAAUAAACGUCUUGGAAAUUGA